Microplitis mediator is the source of this 10951-nucleotide messenger RNA. Its product is annotated as KICSTOR complex protein SZT2-like. Lineage: Eukaryota; Metazoa; Arthropoda; Insecta; Hymenoptera; Braconidae. The transcript has 11 exons. The coding region runs from base 328 to 10311 and encodes 3327 amino acids. Gene Ontology annotation, cellular component: peroxisome. The record is from RefSeq and is a predicted model, not a curated record.
GAAAAGAAAUGGUCAAUUUAACCAUGUGUGUUUUUAUUUUGUGUUAUUAUUAUUAUUUAUGUUUAAUCAAAAACAAAACUUGUACAUGUGGAUAAAAAUAUGUUAUUAAUUAUGAACUUUGUCCACACUUAUACUUGAACAAAUGUCAUUUUGUUAUUAUUUAUUUAUAUAAAUUUAUUUAUAGUACCUGCUUAAAAUCACAAUUGUUAUCAGUGUUAAGUAAAAACAAAAAAUAAUUAAACAUUUUUUAAUAAAGAUAUCAUGAAUGUUAUGUAUAUAACGAAUUAUCAUCAACAAUCAGUAAUUAUAAUAUGAUAAUUAUCUACAAUGGAUAGCCCCGAAAGUGAGGAAAAAGUCGUCCUCGAAGCUGACAAAGUAUUUGUUUUAAUGAAAAAUGGUUUUCCUAUAUCACGAAAUGUUAGAGCCCAAUGGAUUUUAGAUAAUUUAGAUACAAUAAUAAAUAUUAAAUCACCAGAAUGUGACAAUGAUGAUAUACCAGAAUUAGAAGUAAUAUCAAUUGUACCUUUAAAUUUUCCAUCAUCGUGGAACGAUGACAAUAGUUAUCUGUAUCAGUACAGAGUUACCUCAUCAACUUCUAUUAUUUUUCUUGCUCAUAAAUACAGAAUGGUUGUUUGUUUAGAUCUUAGUCCAUCACUUGGUACUAUUGAUAUUCAACGUGGUGAAAUAGUUUUAGAUGAAGUUUGUACAGCAACUAAAGAAUUUUUAGAAAAUAUUUCAAAACCUUUUCCUAUUCCAGGCAGUAAAAUAAUUCUUAGACCAGAAAUUUACGUAACAGUAAUAGCUCAUACUCCAUUUAUAACAAAUUCAGCUCAAAAAGUGAUAAUCCAAGGAUGGCUUAUAAAUACGAAAAAUAUUGAUGAUCUUAUGAAAGUUAUUGAAAAACGAUUAAUUUCAUUAGAAGAAAAAAUUGCUCAUAUUACUGGUAUGAUUUAUCAUCAUCAAGAAAAUUUCCGUCCUGACAGUAGUGGAUUGGUUAGUGGACUUUUUGAAGAAAGAAAUUCUGUAGUUAAUUCUAGUAUAAAUAACUCUAUAGGAAAUUUAUCAAUACUUUCUCCUGAAACAACUUUUAUAAAUAUGUUACGAUAUGGAUUACUUGCUGUUGCUCUACUACCUGAUCAUAGUUGUGCAAAUUUAGUUGUUAUAACGGAUGGUAUACUUGCAACCACUGAUAUUCACGUAUUAGACUCAAUAGUACAGCAAUUUCGAGUAUCAACAGUUGCUUGUAGUUUCAUACAUCUAGGUAGUGCAUAUCAUCCGCAUUGUGCCAAUGGAUUAGUAUCAUAUCCAGAUCUCUUAUGUUUUAUUGCUACAGCUACUUUAGGUUGUUAUAUGACAUUUAUGCCACCGUUAUCAUCUUCCGAAUCAGAAAUAAAUGUUUAUCAUAAUAAUUUCUUAUGUUGGAAAUUAUAUCGUUCUGAAUUAUGCCACAAUACCCAUAAAUCAAAUUAUUGGUUUACAAAAAAUGGAUUAUUUUAUGGGAAUAAACAAAUACAAUUAUUAAGAAAAAAAUUAAUUGAAGAUAAAGUAACAUGUACACUGAGUAGUCUUUUGUGCUGUCGACUACGAGACGGAUAUCUUAUUAAAAAAUUUACUAUGAGAGACGGUUGCCUUGAAAUUUAUUUUAUACUUCCGUGGAAAAUAAAUGUCUUCCUUGAGUACUGUGUAUGCUGUGCAUGGCCACCUAAAUCAUUAGUUACAUGCAAUAAAAUACAGUAUACAAUAACAGUAGAAGCGACAUAUGAAUUUCUUCAUGAUAUUACUUGUUUAUCAAAAAAACCAUUAAAAUCACCGUAUCGUCAAAGUGUUGUAUCUAAAUUUUGGGCUACACUGUCAGCAUUAACAGAGAGUAAUAAUAUGCUUGAACAUUUUAGCUGGUUUCCUGAACCAGGUUGGACUUGGUAUAAUGUACCUGAUACCAUAAAAAGUGGCAUGCCGGUAUUUAAUUUACCAGCUUAUCCACAAGCUACGACAAUUCAACUUAGUGAUUCAGCUUAUCAUCAAUUCGGAAAAAUUUGGCAACCUGUUGCAUCUUUAGAUUCAAAUCAAUGGGCACGUUGGAUGCAUUCACAACGUGUUACUCUUAUUUUGGCACAUGAUCGUCCUCUGCCAAAAUAUCUUCAUCAAGCUAAUCAAAGUGGACGUUUUCAAUCUGUUCAAUAUAGACAAGCUGCUGCAGUACUUUAUGCAAUGCUAAAAAAUUGGGCAACAUUUGUACUUGUUGAAAAUCAUACGUAUGUUAAAUUUAUUCAAAAAGAAACUGAAAAACCACCUCUUUCAUUUUCUGUUAUAAGAAUUAAUUGUAAAGCUCUGUGUGUUGUAUUAAAUGUUGCGUUUGCUGGUGGUACAGAGGGUGUAAUACGUCACAAUGUAGUGACUGAUUUAGUCGAUAAAUUAUCCAAGUUAACAUUACCAAAUCGUCCAAUGGAACAACGAGGGACCUCUCCUUGUUGUACAAUUAUACAUAAAGCUUUAGAAAAAAUUUUAAUAAGAUAUGAACGUUUACCGAUUGAUUUAAGUACUACUGCUGUUUCUGACGGAACACAAUCAAUGCCACUUAAAGUUGCACAAAUUCCAGGAGGAAUUAUAACUACGACAUUAUCUAGAUAUUUGCAUCAUAAUCGAUGGCUGUGGAAUGUUAAAAAACCAACUAUACAAACUAUCCCUGGAAUAAAUAUGCGAAGACUGAGUAUUACUGCGAUAGCUAGAAUACUCUCGACAAUAACUAAAAUGAGAUUGACAGAAGGAUUUAAUUUUUCAUAUUCGACGGCUGGAAUCAUUAAUAUGGUUUUAGAAGUACAGAUGCAGGGAUUACAAGAUGAUCAUCAUCCUUGUAUUAUUCAAUACAUUAUUUUUCCUCCACACACAAUAACUAAUCCCACGUUAGAACGAAAUACGGAGUCAGAAGAAGAUACAGAUCCAGGAACAGGUGAUGGAGAAGGGUGUGCAGAAGAGAAUGAAAGCACAGGAGAUUAUCAAAUUGUUACUGAAAUAUGGAUAGAGCCACAAUGCGGGCAAGUAAAAUUACCUGCACAUCUUACCGCUUCAUAUAUGAGUUCUUUAUUAUAUCAUGAUUUAUCGAAUGCGAUAGCUCAAGUUGAUGAAGAAUGUUUUAAUGCAUUACUCACACUAGAGCAUUUGAUUCUACUAACGCAAGUAGAACCUCGUGAUAGUAAUAAUGUUAUAGCUAAUGGAUAUCCACAUCAAUUAUCUCAAUAUGCUCAAACUAAUUUGCACAAAAUUCCAAGACAAAUAUCAGUAUCAAAUUUUACACACUCUAGAAUUUUAUCUGAUGAACAACCUGAUGAAAAAAUUUAUUCAAAAUUUUUUAAUUUUGAUAUGAUCAACAUUUUGUCUAAAUGUCAACAAGCCGAAUUAUUAUUUUCAAUGUUUGCUGAUGAAAAUCCUGAAGGAAGUAAUGAAGAUACUAAUAAUAUUCUUAUUGAGUGUUUAAUGGAUCAAAUGAAAAGACUUCAUAAUAAAGAACUUAUAUUAAGUACUUCAGAAUCACAAAAAUUUACUGAAAUGCUUAUUAAUAGAUCACGUGAGGAUGCUCGACCACUUCCGUUCUCGAAUAAUUCAGAUGAUAAACAACUUAAAAAUAUUCGAUGGCGUUGUUUUAUUAAAGGUGUAAAUGUCGCACAUAUAAUAAUAUCAAUUUUACCAGCUACGGAAAAAGAUGUAAGAAAUUUAGGUUCUCCAGUUGCUAAAUCGCGAAAAUAUUCACGUGAUAAAUCGUUAGAAAAAUUAGAUUCAUUAAACCAACCAGUAUCAAUAACUGAUGAACAAGUUCCAUCUUCUUUAAUCGGUAGUCCAAAGAAAUUUGAAAUUUCUUCAAAUUUACGUAUGAUUGAUUUUGAAUCAAAUUUAUCGAGUCGUACAACAACUGCUGAAAGUACACCAAAAAUAGAAAGACGAAGACGCAUAUCAUCGACAGGAGUUAAAGCUGGAUUAAUAUUCCCAAUAUAUGUUUAUGAUUGUUCUUUAGCUUUGUUGAUUGAGGUACUGGUAGGUAAAUUGAAAACACCUAAAUCAAAAGAUAUUUAUCAAAAUAAUACAUUUACCAUUGGUCAACAUUUACAAGAAGAUUUUAUAAAUCUCAAACCACCAAAUGAAUCAACAUCUCCAGAACCAAAGAGUGAGGACUCCGAUAAUUUAUCAAACGAUCAGCGUAGUUUAUUAGAGCAUUGUAAAUUAUUAACUUUAGCUCACUGCCACUGUUAUGUUGUAGCAGUUUAUAAGUCUUUAGCUCUUCAACUUCAUCUUUCUUAUGAAGAUAUGGAAGCUGCAGUUGAACAAUGUGAAGAAUCACUUAUUGAAAUUAAUAUAACAAAUUAUCUUCGUACUGUUUGUAAACAUCUAAAUAAUUUACCAUUAAAAUCUGAUGAUUCAAAAGAAUUAAAAAAUUUUAAAAAUACUACAUGCUCUGAAGUUCAGCAAUUACAUAAUUUAAUAAGAGAUAAAUUUCAAAAAAUAAUAACUGUUGCAUUUAAACCAGUACCAGCUCACCCCGAAUUUUAUUAUUGUUCACCAUUACAUCAUUCUGAACGAUUAGAUUCAAUGGAAUUUCAUCGUUCUGAUAGUGAUGAUGAUUUAAAUUUUAUAUUUCAUUCAGAAGCAAUGGAUUGUAAAAUGGAUAAUACUGUUGGAAAAAAUAAUAUAUCAUUAAAUGCUACUUGGCCAAAUAUUAAAAAUAAAAAAUUACAAGUUUAUGAUUCAACAGAAUCACUUAUUAGUGAUUUACAUGAAGAUGAAAAUAAUAUAAGAGAACAACCAUUAUUUUUACAAUUAAGUUGUUCAGUACACUCUGGUUCUAAUUUUUUAAGUAUUCCUGUUAAAUUAUUACCAACUUGUUUUUUUUCUGAUAUUAAACAACCAUUAGAUGAAUUUGGUGAUAUUGAUUUAAAAAAUUUAAAAAUUACAUUAGAUAUAAUAUGUUUGAAUUUACCUAAAGAUAUAUUGGAAGUUAGUACUGAAAAUGAUAUUAAAGUUAAAUCAACAUCUUACUGCAGUUCAUCUUCAACUGGUAGUAUUAGUACUGAUAGUGAAAGUUAUCCAGAAAAUGAUAAUGCACUAGAUAAUGAACCAGUUAAAGAAAGAAUAUCUCAUCUUCCACCUUAUCAACAUCACGCAAUUUCAACUCUUACAUCUGAAAUUGAAUGGUUAUUAAAAGAUGAAAUAGUAACAGCACUUCUUGAUAUCAAUCCACCAACAGAAGAAACAUUACAUUUUGUAGCUCGACAUGUUGCUGAUUCUAAUGGACGUACUAGCUGUCAUUUUGAUAAAGUACCACUACAUUUUGUUUUUUCAUCAACAAAUAAUGCACCUAAAUUUUAUGAAGAACUUAUUAAAAUGGAAAUUGAUCGUUAUAAAAUAAAACAAUUAAAAGAAUUUUUAUAUUUUGUUAAAGAUGAUAGAUUAGUUAAUAACAAUACUGAAAAAAUAAAUGAUAGUACUGAUAUAAAUAAUAAAUAUGAUGAAGAAAAAUCAUCAAUAAUACCAGAUUUAGAUUAUUCAGAUUGUUUACAAGAUAAUAAUAAUAGUUGUACAAGUAGACAAGAUUCUGGUGAAUUACCUGGUUGUCAAUCAGAAGUAUCUAGUAUUGGCGAAGGACGUCCAGGUACUGAUGAUGGAUAUGAUGGUGACAGUAGUAAUUCAGAGGAUGAUUGUUAUUGGCUUGUUGAUUUAGAUAAACGUCGUGAAUUACUGCCAAAUUUUUGGCUAAUUUUACAAGUUCGUCGUAAUCAUGUUGAUGUUUAUUUUCAUUGUCGUUUUUUAGAAAUAGCAUCACCAGAAGUUGAUCGUUAUAGACAAGUACAAAAAAUGGUUGUUUCACAAAUAGCAACAAUAUGUCGUCGAGUUAAUCAAUAUUUAUUAUUAGAAAAUCUUCAUGAUACACGUAAUUGUGAUACAUUGUUAGAGCCAGAUUUACAUGAUGAUCAUUUAAUACGAGCUGAUUCAUAUAAUGAUUCAGGAUCAGUAAUAAAACAUGAAUCAAUUGUAAAUGUACCAGGUAUGUUUAGAUGUUCAGUUGUUUGGGAAGAAAUUUUUUGUUUACAUCCACGAUUAAAAACAGGACCAGGAAGAUCUGGAUUAUCACGUGGUAUUAAAGCACUUCAAGUGGUAUUGAAUCGUUUUUCUGUAAAUAAUCGUAAUAAUAUGUUUGUUUAUCGUGAAAAUAAUUCAAAUGUAUUUUAUUUAAGACUUCAUGAACAAACAAGUGAUGGUAAAUCACUUCAAAAUAAAUUAUCUGAAAGUGAUGAAAGAUUAAUGGUGUCAAGAAGUAAUAGUAUUGCAUCUUUAUCGCAAUCACGUAUAAGUGGAUCACAUCAAAUGGAUUUAAGUAAAAUAGAUGAUACAAGACCACGUGUUAGAUCGUUUGGAGAAAAAGAUUCUGAUUAUAUGAACAAAUGUGAUGAUUCAAUAGUCCUUAUGGUACAUGGAAUUUCCGAACCAGGUUUAGAAAUACGUCGUGAUUUAGUUCAAGUAUUGCAUAACAGACUUGAUGAUGCUGUACUGGAGGUAUUAUCUGUGAUGUUAGCUAGAAAUCCAAUGUGUAAAUUAACACCAGCUGAUGUACAUUUUAUUCAAAAACCAUAUCGAUCACCAGAAAGUUAUGUCCAAUUUUCUGUACAGCCUUAUUAUAUUAAACAUAUUGACGCAUUGGCAUAUUAUUUACGACAAAAUAUUUUACAAUUUUUAUACAUUCCUAAGUAUACAGAUCCACGUGCUCAUUAUCAUUUGCAAGAUUAUUCACAGCCUGAAGGUUCAAAAAAACGUGUCCCUGAAACUGACAUUUUUUUAAAUAAUCAAAGUCAAUCAAGUGGAAAUCGUGGAAUAGCUUGCAUUGCAAUGGCUAUUGAUAAGGAAAUAAUAUUAUCGAGUGAUAAAAUUUUUCCGGAUUCAAUGAGAAUGAGUGAUUUUUCAGAUGCGCUUUCAACAUCUGUUUAUGAAGGUAAAACUCGUUCUGUAUCUAUAUCAGAUGUACCUAUUGAAUUUCGUAUUUGGAAACAGGGACGAGUUAAUGUUGAAACAUUAAAAGAAAAACUUGGGGCUGCAAUAAAACACGCUAUUUGGGAUUUAAUUACGGAAUUUUAUCUUUUUUCUGUACCAUUAACUGUACCUGUUAAAAAUAAUUUAGUAGAUUUAAAUGAUGAUGCAAAUGAUAGUUAUCAAUCAUCAAGUAAUAUUAAAAAUUCAGAGCAAAUAAAAUUAAAUUGUAAUUCUUAUGAGUUAGGAGAAAAAGGUGUGCUUAAUGAAAUUUAUCACAAAACUUUACCGUGUUGGUUUCAAUUUGCAUUAGACAUGAGUGUAUCAUCAGUACGUAAACAUGUUGUAAAAAUAAAUCACAGACAUCAUAUUUCAACAACAGUAAAAGAAUUACAAAAUUUAAUUCGUGUUAAUGCUCCUGAUACAUCUACACGUGCAUUUGUACUAGACCAAAGUCAGCCAUUUAUUAUAAAUGAUACAGUAUCACCAGAUACUUAUUUACCAUUUAAAAAAUUAGAUUCACUAAAUGAUGAUGAUGAAAUAAAAUAUAAUCCUGACAAUUAUUCUUUUGAAUUUGAUGAUGAAAAUAUAAAUUAUGUGCCAUAUGAAUUUGAUCAUGACGAUACAAAAUCAUAUUCAAAAGCAGUUAUUGUCGCUAGAAACUUUAAUCAAUGGAAAGCUUCAUACAGUAAUAUUUCUGAACCAGAUUUUUUAAUGCCAAAAGAUCAAAAAUUACUUCAAAAAUUUAAUCCAUUAAUUCAAGAAUCAAAUUUUAUUCCACGUCAACGUUUACUUUUGGCAAAAGUACAAGGUGAUGAAUUUAUUUUAUAUAUAUAUAAUUGGUCAAAAGAACGUUCAGAAAAAUUAAUUAAACAAGCAACAAAUUUGGGUACAUGGUUAUCUUCAAGAUCUGUAUUACUUUCAAAUGUAGUAAUGCAAAAAUUAGGAAUAUUUCAUCAUCAACCAAUGGAAUCUUAUCAUUUACGCGACGAUCAUUGUCAAAUAACUGAUAUUGAAGCAGUAACAAAAUUCUCAACAAUGUAUAAUGCUGAUAGUAGUGAUUGGUCUAAAUCAAGUCAGAGAUUGUCAACUGGUAGAAAUAUUCAUUAUCCUUUAGUAAGUCAAGUAAUGCGUGAUGCAAGACCAAAUAUGUAUUAUCCUCCAAAUACAUUUGAUCCUGUUGUAAAAGCAGUACAUGAUCUUCAAGAUUUACAUCAACGUGAACGUAAAAAUAAAGAAGAUCUUACAAGAUUACAUACAAUGUGGCAAAGUAGAGGUGCUGCACCAAAUAUACCAAUGUCAUCAACAAAUAUAAAUACAUUUAAACGGUAUUCACGUCUUAUACAUUACUGUUAUACACCAAUACUUUUUUUACCUCAAUGGAGAUUUCAAUCAGCAGCAACUAGAGAUCAUUCAUUAACACCUCCGUCAUCUAUUUCACCAAUAAAUUCUCAAUGGCAAUCAUCAUUAUCAUCAGAUAAUUAUCAAAAAGUUGGAUCAAGUACUAAUGAAACAACAACUUGGCAUCAAGAAUUAUGUAGAUCAAUGAUGUUUGAAUACAAUCAAUAUUUACAAGAACUAGGUUUUAAUCUUGUCGAAAUAGAUUCUUCUAGUCAUAAAAAUUCAAUUGAAGAAUCUAAUCAAUUAAGAAAAAAAUGUUAUUUAAAAAAAUCAAUGCUUGGUGGAAUUUUAUUAUUUGAACUUUGUUUAGAAGAGCCAUUUUUUACAGCUAAAUUACAUGUAAUUGAAUGUAAUCGCUUACAAAAUAAAUCCGGUGCUACUUUAGUUAAUCAAUUUAUAUUAAGUUUUGUUGACACUUGUGAAAAAGUUAAAAUUAAUAUGCAUUUACAUUCAUUUACAUAUGAUUUUCAUUUACGAUGUAUUCAUUCAUAUAUUUCUGGAAUUGGACAAUGGUCAUUAGUACAGGGUUAUCAUAUAACUCAUUUUUUAGAUGAUUUUAUAAAAUACUACAGUAAAGCUCCUAAUUUUGCAAGAAAUCUUGUAUAUAGUGAUGUAAUUACUGUUAAUAAUUUAACAACACCAGCUUCAACCCUUUACUCAUACUUAUUGUCACAUGAAAAAACUUAUGGUAUGCAAGUAUUUGGUAUGACAAGUGAUUCACUUGAUAGUCAAGAUAGUGAAUAUGUAUUAGUACGUUUACAAAAUACACCGUCAGUUAAUUAUUGUGAUAUUCAAGAUAAUAAAUAUACUGAUGAUUUUACUGUUAUAUUAAUAGUAUCAAAACAAGAUUUACCAGUGCAAUUUGAAAAAAAUGAAAUAAUAUUAAAAUAUUAUUUAAUAUUAACAAGUAAACGUGAACUAUAUCCUAAAAAAGAAGUUGAAAAUAAUAAAUUAGGUAAAUUUCGUACUGUUUAUAGUAUCGUUAAAACACCAAGUGGUUCACAUGUUGAAAGUUCUGUUGAAUCCACAUCAACAACACCAACACCAUCGUCCAAUAGAAGUUCUAGAGAUGAAACAAAUGUUGAUUAUGAACUUACAGAUAAUAAUAUAAAUACGACUGAAUUUAUAAAACAAGAUAGUAAUAAAAAUAAUAUCAAAGUUGAUAAUGAUGAUGAUGAUGAUGAUGAUGAUAAUAAUAAAGAAAUAAGUGAUAAUAUUAUUAUUAAUCAAAUGUUUGCGCCUACACCACCACCAGUGCCAAGCUCACCAUUAACAAGUGCAGGGACAAUAACAAGAUCAUCGAUGAGUUCUCCACAUUUAAUUCAAAUUCGCCGAGAGUCUAUUAAUUAUUUGGGUUAUUAUUCAUCUCAUGAGCAAUUAAUGCAACAACUUAUUAUUUCUCAAGCACGUGCAGUUCGUCAACAUAUCACUAGUAUGAUUGAAAAAGGUAUGUUACACUGCAGAACCCAUCUAUUAUGGAAUAAAUUAUUAGAAAAUAAAUCUACAAUGUCUUAUGCUGAGUUUACUGAACUUCGAUCACUUGCUAAAGUUGAGCCAUUAUCAAAUCUUGAUUCACGAUUAAGUCCACUUAUUAAUCAGCCAAUUAGUUGGUAUCAAGCACUUGCUAAAGUAUUGCAAAAUAAAUAUCAAGAACAUCAUAAACAAUUUAGUACUCCAGAUGGAAACAUAAGUCAUCAUUUGAUAUUACAUCCCAGUUAUCUUCAAGUAUUUAUGAUGCUGACUAUUGACCUUCAUACCUCACGAGGUGAAUUGUUUGCGGUUUAUCGAAAGUCUGGUGAAAUAACAAGUACACCGUUUAGUGUAAGCGAGAUCCAUAAUUUAAUUGAAGGCUUCGUUAAUGCGUGUUGCUUUCAUUUAUGGAUGGGUCUUUACAAUCAAUAACAAUACAUUAUCAUUAUUAUUGGAUUUAUAUAGACUACUAUUAAUUAAUAAUAUAUAUAUAGUAGUCAACUAUCGUUGAUUAUUAAUCUCAUUUCCACAUCGUUGAUCACAACGAAUUUGGCUGUAAAAAACUAUAUUCUCAUUACGAUGUGUAUGUACGUGUAAAUAUUAAAUAUAUAUUUUUUUCUGUUAUCAAUCUGGCUUUUUUUUGUUUGUUUACACUGAUAAUUUAAAUUUAAAUAAUAUAUGUUUAUGUCAAGUUAUGAAAAUUUUAACCAAUUUAUUAAUUUUAUUGUUAACUAAUUAUUCAAGUUCAACGGUAAACUUUAUUUCGUUAGAGUUGAAAAAAAAAAAUUACAAUUUGUUUUUUUUUAACAUCACAUUCAAAUGAUUAUUAUUAAAAUGAUAUUAUUGUUAUUAUUCUUAUUAUUAUUAUUAAUUAAAAAGUAUUACUAUAUUACGAUAUUAAUACUAAGUGUACAACCAUACAUCUGUCGGGAACUGAGGACUCAUCUUACGUAAACGAAUUAUUUUUUGUGUAUAUUUUCCAAGUUUGUUUGUUUGUUUUUUUUUUUUUUUGUUUUUGUUAUUAUUUUUUCAUUAGGCUCUUUAUGAUUUUAUUAACAUUCACACAUAACAA